Messenger RNA from Prorocentrum cordatum, 632 nucleotides. Lineage: Eukaryota; Dinophyceae; Prorocentrales; Prorocentraceae. The record is from the annotation of a GenBank genome assembly.
CGGUCGGGGCACAUGAAGGAACGUUGAGAUUAGUGAUGUCUGUUUGGUCAUCAUCGUGCUGGCCCUGUCCGCCGCAGAAGACCUGCACGACGCGGCGAAGCAUCACGUCGGGAAGGCUGCCGAUGCGGUGAUGGACGCUGCAGGAGACAGACGUCCUGCAGCUGCUGCUGCCGCUGCUCCUCCCCCAUCCCUCCCCCGGGCAGUAUGCCUUUGUCGUCGCACCACCAGUCGUGUCGGCAGGGCGGGCGGGCCUGCCUGGCACAACGCCCCCCCGCUCCCCGCAGGAGACGCACAUGACGCUGCGAAGCAUCACGCGCAGAAGGCCGCGGGCCACGUCGCGAACGCCGUGGGGGCGGCGUGGGGCGCGCUGGCGGGCGCCUUCGGCGGCGGCGGCGGCAACUCGGAGGAGAGGGCGCUGGAGCAGCAGCCCCCGCAGGCCUCCCGAACUCAGCCCGGCCUGCUGGUGGCCAGGGACCCCGUGCCGCCGGCGCAGGACAAGCCGACGCUGUCGCUGCAGGGCAAGCCAGCGGCCGUGCUGCCGGCGCCGCGCCGCAGGGCGUGGUCGCAGGCGCAGAGGGCCUGGUGCUGCGAGAACCGGGGCGUCGGGUGCACCACCACCACGCCGAAGUGCG